AUGUCGUGCGGCGACAUCUUUCUCGGGCUCAUCGCCAUCCUCUUUCCUCCUAUUGCUGUCUGGAUUAAAUCCGGCAUCUGCUCGGCUGACUCCCUUAUCAACAUUCUCCUAUGUAUGCUCGGCUACCUCCCUGGACUUCUACACGCAUGGUAUAUCAUUGCCCGGAACCCAGAGCGGGACUACGACUACGAACCCGUUCCAGAUGCUGAAGGCCAACGCAUCACCUACUAUUACAUCCGUCACGAGCCAUCCCGACGAGACUAUGGGACUCAACAAGGCCCUAAUCGACCUGCCCCUCCGCCACCAAAACCUCAGGAUUGUCCCCCGCAAACUGGCAAUACCGGAGGUAGUUCGCGACCAGCACCACCCCCUCCAACUCAACCUGCGGGUCCCAGUGCCGGUGCAGCGAGUCAAGAGCCUGGUGCUCCCCCCAGCUACUCCGAGGUCGUGCGUGGAGAUAAUAAAAUCCAGACCCCAGAUUAA
This is a messenger RNA of Rhinocladiella mackenziei CBS 650.93, 483 nucleotides long. RefSeq lists its product as uncharacterized. The transcript has 2 exons. Gene Ontology annotation, biological process: endosome transport via multivesicular body sorting pathway. The record is from RefSeq and is a predicted model, not a curated record. The coding region runs from base 1 to 483 and encodes 160 amino acids. Gene Ontology annotation, cellular component: fungal-type vacuole membrane; fungal-type vacuole lumen. Gene Ontology annotation, molecular function: ubiquitin protein ligase binding. NCBI's taxonomy places the organism in Eukaryota, Fungi, Ascomycota, Eurotiomycetes, Chaetothyriales, Herpotrichiellaceae.